Messenger RNA from Malaya genurostris, 19309 nucleotides. RefSeq lists its product as uncharacterized. Lineage: Eukaryota; Metazoa; Arthropoda; Insecta; Diptera; Culicidae. Gene Ontology annotation, biological process: ubiquitin-dependent protein catabolic process; positive regulation of proteasomal ubiquitin-dependent protein catabolic process; protein polyubiquitination. Gene Ontology annotation, molecular function: ubiquitin conjugating enzyme binding; zinc ion binding; ubiquitin protein ligase activity. Bases 1862 to 4933 code for a protein of 1023 amino acids. The record is from RefSeq and is a predicted model, not a curated record. The transcript has 8 exons. Gene Ontology annotation, cellular component: cytoplasm; ubiquitin ligase complex.
AUUGGAUUCCUGCUUCAGUCGAGUUUAUUCGUUCGUGAGGUGUGGACCGCAAAUUUGGUUGUUCUCGCUCUUACGACUUUCCCGGAUAUUUAUCCACCCAGCGCGGGUUGUAUGUUCAGGUGAUUUGCCAGUCUGAUAAAAUGUUAUCAACAGUGGAUCUAGCGUUCGGGUUUCGCGUUCUGUCGUUACGCGAAUGAUCGGUGUGGUGAAAUUUUAUAACUCUCGUGGGCGACGCCUAUGCAGUACCUAUGCCCAGCUCGACUAGUGCCCACUGCUGGAAUUUGUCGCCGUGGUGAGCAGCAUUGUUUACUUUGAUUAUAUCACACACGGGUACACAAUAGCAUUGUUUUGGCCAUUCACGAAAGUGUGCAGGUGUGUAAGUGCUUUUGUUUUUACAACGUGUCAUGCUGACGGCAUCGGUGGUGCGUUGUGUAGUGUGGGAACUGAGUCUGCGCGCAUAGAGAACCGAAUCGACAGCAGUGUGCAUGCAUGUGGAAGAGCGGGAGAGUCCGCGAGAUCUGGGAGUACCUUUUAUUGCAUAGUGAGGUGCGAAUGGUUGUGUUAAUGAAAGAAUGAAGAAAAAAACAAACGUAGCCAGUAACAACGACGGACGAACAGAAAAUUUAAUUAAGUAAAGGUUAAUGAACACACUGAUUUGGAUGAGCUGUCAGGACAAGUGGGCGAAUCCGCGGACGGAGAAUAGCUACAUUUCCUUAAUCCUACAGAACUCGUGUAGUGAUGAUAUUCAAUACAAUGAUUGAGCCUUCAAGCUAUCAAUAGGAAUACCCGUGUCACGGAACAAGGAAACGAAAUCGUGCAGUUCGAGAUGAUUGUACGCGUUACAACGACAGUCCAUUACUAGCAAAACCAACACUAGUCGAGCAGGCUAAGCGCUACAACAGUUGCACAUGUUUGCGUAUUGAUUUCUAAUAAACACCCUCAAUCGGUUGCUUCGGGUCACUUGGCGCUAGCUCGGAUUGUUUCACAGUCGGCGAAGACGUCGCUAGUGCAACAGAAUUGCAAACACCGCAGAUUUUAAGGUAAAGUUUACCGAUGAUGUGGAAUAUGUGAUGUUUUUCUUUCGACCCGGUCCAACUGGUUUGUUUUAUUGUUGACGGAUUCAAGCGCUGAGACGUGUGAGUUGGAUUGACUGACAAGACAAUUUUCGGUGGUGAGCUAUUCUCGUCUUGCAAAACGGGGCUGUGGUGAAUUCAACAGGGGAUUUAAAUUGUGCUGAAAACGCCAAAAGUGUUAUUAUGGUACGAAAUACGGUUAAAAAGACGAAUAAAGAAAAAAAGUGAAAGGUAUAUAUAUAAUUAUAUGUUGUGAUGCAGAAAAUAGUGCACGUAACCGAACGGGAAAAACAACCAAAAAAAAUCGUUUACCAAGUGUGUCUGUGAGCGGAAGAAGCCAGCAAAAUAAAAAAAAAAGGUGUUUAAGGUCGACUUGAACCCGGUGGCAGAAAUAAAUGAAAUAUUAAUGCGAGCCACGAGUGAAUAAAUCGUUCGUGGAAGAAUUAAGGUUGAAUGUCAGCUUGACAAUGAGUUGAUUAACAGUUGAGCCAGAGUCGUGUGCUAAAUUCAGAAAUAUACUGCAUGCAGAUAAAGUGGAAUGGAUAUGACAACAUUGGAACUACAAAGAUUGACAGACUAAAUUCUUCUCCAAGGACCAUUUCGGGUUGCUUACAAAAUGGCUAGACAAAGGGGCGGCUACCGCUCAUUUUCCGUGCCAGUGAUUUCACAGUCGAUUCGCCGUUCCAACCCAGCAACUUCAGUGCGUGUGACAAACAACCGAACCAUUAGCAGCAUCAGCCGGAACGCUGCGGUGGCCUUAUUUCCGUUCGUCCAGAGCAGUAACCACAAUGACAUCGACAAUAGUACCUACCGGGCCACCGUCGCCCCAAGCACCCCCCGCACCGCAGGUCGUUGUUUUGCGCUCGAAAAUCUCCCCCUCGCCGGUUGUUGAUCAUCAUCCGAAUCUCACCCCGCCCGUGGUGGGUGGCGUCCGUUCGCCCUCGUUGAAGACUCUGCAUAGCGAUUUGAGUGGACUGCUGGUGAAAAAUCUGAGCUUCAAACGAAGUGGUGACAAUUGUGCAGAAAAGUGUCCCACCAGUGAGGGAAACUUCGGUGAAGAUCUACUGACGGGUGGCGCCUGUGCACCGUGCGAAAAUAAUGAUUGUGAUAGUUUGAAUCUAAUUCAAAACCGAAAGUGGAAUCGUAGCUCGCUAUGCGAUACGUUCAGUUCCGUUAACAAGCUGAUUAAAUUGAAACGGGUCUCUAGUGAUAGUAGUAGCAUUAGUGGUUACACAAAGGUGCACUGUGGAGAAUCGCACAGCAUAAAUCCUCCACCGCAGGCGAAGUUCAAACGAGUGGAAAUCAGUGUCCAAGAGUUUCCCAACGAGGUGGUUGUGCCUCGAAAAAAUAUCAUUGUGAAUCAAUUUGAGCAACUAGCGUUACAUACGAAUGACAGUUUACCCCUUCUGGGUAACAGAGAAGAGGUGAUUGGUAUUGCUGCUGAAGAAGACGAAGAAGAGCAGCAGCAGUGUGAUUCUGUGCAAGAAGAACUUUCCACUGAGGUUGUGAGGUUCGAAAGUUGUGAUAGUGGCAUAGAUAGUAAGGUUCGUCGAAGAGUUUACCACCCGGCACGGUACCGGGGUGGCACUAAGCUGGAGUCUGUAGAAGAGAAGCUCUACAAACGGAGGAGUCUGCAGUGGCCAGUCGAAUCGGCUGAGUGGAGUGGCACCGUGGCGACAUCCACGUCGACCAUUCCGGAGGAAACGGGAGACGGUGUUGGCGAGGAACGGAAAGGGCGAACUAAUUUCAGGCACUCUUGGAACGCACCCGGUUACGACUUGCUGUUGGAGGACGAACGAGGCCAGGAUUCUAGAAAGGACUUUGCAUCGAUUGUGCACAACCUGGCUGGUUUACGGAAUGCCCUCGCCAAUGGGGGAACCCACGAGUCCGCUUCGUUACUGGAACCUCAAUCACCGCAGAUUAGUGGUUUAAAGCCAUCAGUAAUAUCUUCUGGAGGAGGUGUUGGUGGUGUUGGCCAGACUGGUCGUCGCACUGGUACUGGCUGCACACCUACCUCACCGAUUGUUCCAAUAGCGGAAGGACCCCACACAAUAUCACUCGGAAGUGCUGUGCCUCGGAAACGCAGGCUGGAAGCAUUUCUCAAAAGUCUAGUCGGACGGAGGCCUUCGAAGGAACCACCACCAACACCGCCGGUACCGCCAGCACCUCCCCCUCAGCCACUGUUAGUCACUACGGAAAACUUAACUGCACCCCCACUUUUACAAUCGCCAGAGAUUAGGAUUAGUAAAAGUCCCUCUGAACACAAUCUGGUCGAAAUGACGCGAAGCCGACUGAAUAUUUCCACUACUUCGCUGAGUUCCGUUCAUCAGAAACUGUGGUCAGUGGUUCCGUUACUGAAAAAGGAUGUUAGCUGUAACAGUCUUGCACCACAAAAAUCCUUCCCAUUGCUGGGUUCGAAACCUGGCGGUUUGCGGAAGUGUGAAACAGUGCUCGCACUAACCACGACCACCCAAACAGUGGAACCCAUCAAAGCACAAAACCGUCUGCGCAACUGCGUUUCGGUCGCCACGUGCUCCCGUUGUUCUAGUCUUCUAUCUCUCGCGGCCGCCGGUUCGCGAUACUCCCUAAACCUUUCCAAUGGAGGUUUCGUAGCGGUCAGUGGCAAUGUUGAUCAAUCAUCACCGCAGCCAGACAUCGGCAGUGGGAAAACCAUCGGCAGUUUACUGCGGCUAACCAAAACCUCUUCGGAGAAUUCGUCGACAGCUUCUUCGCCCUGUGCUUCCUCAUCGUCCCCGUCGGUGUCCCGUGCGUCAUCGGGAACAUCCUCGUCGUCACCGUCGUCCAGCUGUAGACUAUCGGUAACAUCGAGAGCUGCGAUGCUGGCCCCGCCCAGUCCAACGAUCGUACCGGGAAACCCAUUCGUUUUCCCGACACCGGCAAGCAGCGCAGCGCUCAAUCCCACGGUCAAGUUCACCUGUAAGUUGUGCCUCGGGGAGUUCCGUGCCGAGAAUCUCACGCGAAUUGCGCAGUGCGGCUGUUCGUUCUGUACGGAGUGCAUGACGGCAUACAUCGAGUUCGAGAUCUCCGAGGGUGCGUACGAGGUAUCCUGUCCGGAUGCGAUGUGCCCCGCCCAGGGAAUUAUCACCAUAGGCGAAAUUACGUCGCUGGCAUCGCCAUCGCUGGUGGAGAAACACCACCGGUAUCGACUGAAUAGAGAAGUGGAACUGGACAAAUUCCGAACCUGGUGUCCGCGGGCCGGUUGCGAAACAAUCUGCCUGGUUGGCCAGAACCAGUCGCAGCCGAGCAGCAACUCGUCUUCCGAUAGAAUAGUGCAACUGCAGCCAUCCUCAUCGAACCUUCCUUCGCCCUGUGCCGUGCAUUGUCCUACCUGCCGGGAGGAUUUCUGUUCUGGCUGCAAAAAAGCGUGGCACCCGACCAUGUCCUGUGAAGAGAACACGCGUCGAUUGGCCGCCGACGGUCAGAGUGACGCUCUCGGAAUUCCGUUCGAUAAUGAUCUCAUCAAGUGCUGUCCGAUGUGCGCCGUUCCGAUCGAAAAGGACGAAGGCUGUGCGCAGAUGAUGUGCAAACGCUGCAAACACGUCUUCUGCUGGUACUGUUUGGCCAGUUUAGAUGAUGACUUCUUGCUACGCCACUACGACAAGGGACCCUGCAAGAACAAGUUGGGCCAUUCGCGAGCCUCGGUAGUGUGGCAUCGAGCACAGGUCAUCGGAAUAUUCGCCGGUUUCGGCAUAUUGUUGCUUGUGGCUUCACCGCUACUACUUCUGGCCGCUCCCUGUAUCGUGUGCUGUAAGUGUAGAAUUUGUAGUGGCGCUGCCAAGCUCGAGGAAGCUGAGGCAGACUACGACGAUGCGGCGGUUGCACUGCAGAGUCAUCGAUAAUCAGGACUUAGUCGGGAUGCGAAUGGGAAUGGGAGGGCGAUGUGUGAGGAUGCAUUUUUGUUUGGUUUGGAAUUAAGGAAGAAAGAGAUAUAUUUGUGAUUGAACUGGGGUCCCUGUUCAUGGGAAUGGAAUAAGAUUCUUUAUCCAAAAACUUAAAAUAUAGAUAUUUGAAAUUUUUUCUGAUAAUAUUAUUUUUGUAUAUCGUAAUUUUUCAACGUUGAAAUAUAACAAUGACUAUAUAUCCUGGUUAGGCCAUCUUUAGACAACAAUCUAGUGAAAAGAAGUAUGCGUAUAUUUACUAAAAUGCGGGGUUCGCAACUGAUUCUAUCAUACACUAAAACUGACGAAAAUGCUUAGAAAACGUAAGUUCACUCAAAAAUUGUAUGCAAACACAAACAUACAUCAGAUUUGAUUGCUGAAUGUAAGAACAAUCACUAAAUAUACUCUCAUUAAUCAUUUUACCUUUAGAUUACUUUCAAAACUAACUAUUAAACCAAAUAUGUUAUAUAUCAAUAUGGAUCACUCUGACGAAUCCCAAACAGUUCGAAAACAGUAAUGUCCUCUCGAGUCAAAAAAGGUUACUAAUUCGAAAAUGUUCACUAAAUGGCAUUCAACGUAAGUUGAAAUGUCAAAAAUCAUUCACCAAGAUGUCCAAAUAGAGAUGUUAACAUUUCUAUAAUGAAGUUCGAUGUUUUUUGCUUUUCUCGUAUCAAAAGAUGUUUGAACAUUGGAACCCGACUUUGUUCGUCGAGUUUGCAAAAUGUAUGUGCAAUGUUACGUGAAUAUCAAAAAUGCAACGAACGUCAAUGAUCAUCGUUCGCUUUCCUUCACCGCUGCUUCGCUGCUCGCAUGAAGGCCUAUUCUUUACAGUUGAUAGUCGCAUAAAACAAACCCCCGAAUGUCUAUAAGUGAAUAAGGAUCAAAUAUUCAUGCAGUCAUAAUCGUCAAAACGCGAUUCGCGCUGUCUUGAAAGCAAGCAAACUAAGACGUUUUCGUUUUAUGUGUGCGAUAAACCUUACCCUACCACUCUCCCAUUGCUGCUAGCUUCCGAUGUUUGAUGAAUUUAAUAGAUGAAGAAUGCUUCGCAAAGAAUAAAUUCCAAUGAUCAACGUAAAAACGAUAUUCGAACCAAAUUCGAGAAGUGAAGAAAAUAAACGAAUGUAUAAAACGAACAUGCACGAUGUAUUUGUAAAUUCGGGUUCUCAACGAGCAUUGCUUAGUCAUUUUCACGCUUCACAUGGAUGAAUGAAUCAGUUCCACGAAGAAUGUUUGCAACAUUCAUGUCAAUGUUAUUAACUACGCUCAACUUUCUUGAAAACGGAAUCAAAGAAGCUCUCACAGAGAACUACUCUUCAAGUGGAGGAAAAAAAAUUUAAAAGUCCUGUGAACAUUUUGCUGGUGAAUUCCUUCUUGGAAAUUUUAAUCUUUUGUUGCAUUUCUAUAUCAUCUGUAAGUUUAGUGAUAAAGCUAUAAGCGCUACUUUGGUGAAAUUUCGUUGUUCAAGCGGUGAACGAUUAGCUGCCCCUCGAAAAGAUCAGUAGUAAACAAUAUUUAUUGCAAUAGGCGUCUUUAUUUCAAUUAACUGAAUAAUUGGUUAAAACCAGUGAGACAUUUUUUGCAUUCAUGAAUACAAGUAGAGAUGGGCAAUUCGCUCCUGAGCUGUUCCAGUGAAUCGAAUCAUUGAAGUGAGCUGACAGCUCACAGCUCUUUUCAAAAGAACCGCAGCUCACCAGCUCACUCUUUUGCUACCCAGUUCACUGCAUUAUGACGAAGGGAACACGCUACGAGCUGAUCGGAUCUUCGGCUCUUUAAGAGAUUCAAUUUAGUCGACAUCAAUUAAAGAUAAAUUAUUUCGCAUGGCAUCCAUUGCAUCAUUGCAAAUCAAUGAUUCAAUUUCGAUCAUGCAUUUGAAAAAAAUCGGUGCAUAAUAAAAACGGCGCACAAAAUGAACCUUAAGUUCAAAAUAAAAGAGCUGAUGAGCUGAUACAUCGAAUCGAUUCACUUUGGUGAGCUGAUCGGUUCGGAGCUGUUCACCAAAAUGAGCUGUUUUGCACGCCUCUAAAUACAAGUAACUUUGCUGGAAUUGUGUCAUUGUUCAGUUGCACGAGUGACAGUUCAUUGAAACGUUUCCCCGCAUUGCGUUUUGACUACCUGAGCAGCCAUGGCCACCAGACGGCUACCAAAAUUGAUUCAGUGACGGUUGUCAAAUCCAAUUUGACAAAACAAAAUCGCCUGUAUCUAAGUUUCCCGAGCGUUUUCAUCUUCUCACCUUCGCUGAAAAUGUCAAAGAUUUCAAUGUGGAAAAAUCCUGGUGGAUACGGUUGUAUCGUUUGAGUUGUAUAUCUGGCAGCGGUGAGGCAGUCUGCCAGCCAUAUUCUUCCAGCUGGCAGCGUUUAGUCCGCCAUCUGGCAGCCAUGCGUAUGCGGGUCAUUUUCCCCUUAGGGUGUAUGUCAUUGCUCAACUGUAACGUUUUAUUUCUCGUUUGUGAUGCGUGUCUUUGCUGGGUGUCAUUGCUGAACUGUCAGCACGAUAAAUCAAAAUUGACAGUCCAGUUAAAACAACAAUCGAUUAGUUGUACCAAAUUUUAACCAAUCAAAUUCAGAAAAAACAACUAAUAUUUUAGUUUUUUGCGAUCGCUGUCUUUUCCAUGUACUUUCCGAUGCACUAAUUGACUUUCUGUUUCAAAACACUUCGCAACCAAUUAAGCGUACAGUACCAUUGCAUGACUAGGUGGUACAAUCCUACUACAACCACUAACCUUUUUUUAAUAACUAACAGUGUGACAUUGUACAUUUUAUUUAAAAUAACUGUUUUCAUAUGUUUAGAAUUAUUUUUUUGACUUGUUUCAACGGCACAAAUCUGCGUUCGUUUUCGGUAACUUUUUUCGCCGAGAUCAAAAUUAGGUUUUAAGUGUGUAUAGAGCUUCGGCUUAGAUUUCGAAACGCAUUUCGAUAGCAAAUUUAUUCUUAUCCGGAAACUGCAUUAAGUCCGUUUUAACACAGGGCCGGUGUUUUGAUGGCAUUCGUAUCGAUUCGGGAAGUCCUGUCCAUUGUUCGGUUUUAAAUGCGAUUCGUUUCUUGGCCCUAUGGACGAUGCAAAACUCCGUAUAAACAUUGUCCUGAAUCCGCUUAAAAUCUCAUAUUUUUGCGCAUGAAACCUGGUUUCGGUUUCAUUCUAUUUUCUGGUUUAUGGUCUGCUUUCUUCCGUUCCCGAAAACAUUCAGUUUUCCAAAGCCGCGGCAAAACAACUUCGUAUCUUGCAUGUUUACACCAAUAUUUUACUGCAACGUACCCGUUUCCAUUUUUUUACUGUAAUAAAGAAUGGUCUGAAUAUUUUUUCCCUGUAAAUAUUCUAAUGUAACGUUGAACGAGGUAAAUAACUCUUCGUACUGUGGUGUUCUUCGCUGUAUCUAGAAAAUGUCUCCAUUGUACUUAAAUAUUGUCGGUUUAUCCACGGUUUAUCCGCAAUGCGACAAGCCAUCUUGUGGAGAAUAAGUGUCCUUUUGUUAGCUUUGCUGUCAUAAACACAUAUAGUUGAUUCUAAUGCCUUCGAUCAGUUCAGUAUUCCGAGUUACACUGUUGCUUUUUGCUUGUCACAUUCCAGACACACGGGUGGACUGGCCAUUUACGCCAGAGAAACGAUUAAAUUCAGCAUUCAGUCAAACAAAGCAGUUGGAGAUAGAUGGACCUGGUUAUAUCAGUUUAAAAAGGCUUGCCGAUGGGAAGUUAUGCAGUUGUAUAUCAUUCUCCUAGUUAAAGCGAUCGCCAGUUUCUGGAAAUUCUAGAAAACUGGUGAGAAAGUUUUGUAGACUUGAGUAAACUUAAUAUUGUUGUGGGAGAUUUCAAAGUUGAUUGGUGCAGCGAUCAGAGUACGAAUCACUUAAAACAGUUAACAGAAUUCUUCAGUUUCAAAAAAACUUUGAAUGAAUUUCGAGACAUAGCAGAACUUUGAUAGAUCACGUAUAUUCCAAUUUUGACGGAGUUCAUUCGUGUGUGGAGACCGAUUGCAAGAUUUCAGAUCAUGAGACAAUUGCAAUUUCCAUAGCGAGUACCCCUAAGAUGGGAAAAACACUGAAAAUAAAAUGCUGGAAAAAAUAUUCAAAGCAAGCUAUAUCUCGACUUGUGUCAAGAAGAUCAGCUGAUUAACUAUUAGAACUCGAACAGUUUGCUAAUACCGGAACAAUCGGGAUAUCGGAAAAGUCACUCUUGCGAAACCGCUUUAAACCUGGUUUUAGCAAAAUGGUAGGAGAAAAUCAAAACUAUUUUUGCAGUGUUCUUGAAUCUCAUACGCGCUUUCGAAACAAUUUCUAGACCUAUACUGUUACAAACACUACAACGGUUUGGUAUCGGAGGAGUAGCAUAUAGGGGUAGAUGGGGUUAAACAUACCCCCUAACGAAAUGUAGCUAUAUCUUAACUAUAGAGAAUAACACGGAAGAGUUUCAUGCAUGACUAUCUUCCGUAAUCAUUAUUUCUCAAAAUUACGUACAAAUACUCGCUGAAUGCAUUGAAAAAUACUAAAUAUCUUAUUUUACAAAACCCUUAAAAAUUGUCUAUUGAAAUAUAUGCGGAGCAUGACGCCCGAUCGUGGAAAACAUGAAAUAUAUACAUUUUAAAUUACGCGAAGUGACGAUUAUCUGAACAUAGAGACAGGAUGAUCUUAAACAACGGGUAAAUAUCCAUCAAAACAACGGAUUAAAGCUCAUGACAACCACGGGGCAAUAUGCACAAUCAUAAAGCUUCUUCUUCUACUUAUUUAAAGAAAGCUUUCGACUUUUCGUUGACGAAAUAUUUGCCAGGUGGAAGAUUGUUCACCAUUAUUCAUUAAAUUGAUAACUUAUGGAUAAUUUUUGUGAGCGAAUUCUUGAGCAUUUUGCCUCACACAAUUCGGGUCGUUUUGUCCCCAAAAAUAUGAGACGAUAUAUUUGAUGAUUUUUCUAUAAAAUUGCAAAUACAUCGUCUAUAUUAGAACUAAUUUUAGAAAUCCGAAUGGUUGGCAAAGAAGUUCGCUGGUUACAUAAUUAAAAUCGUCUUCCUCACCCUAGAAAAUUACUAAGGAACGAACAUAAAAAAUUACUUAUAACAGAUACAUAAUUCGUAUCCAAUUUUUUCAGAUAUUAUUGAACCAUCGCUACCAAAAUUUUAUAGUAAUCUGUUGUUAUGGCGGACUUUCAGUAUCAUUAAAAUGUCAGUGAAUAAAAUUGGUAACUUUUGAGAAAAGCAAAAAGUGCAUUACGCCUCGGGGGUACGUUUUACCCCAUCUUCCCCUAAGUGGUCUGAAAGCAAUUUAUUUGAUAGAACCCAGAGAAUUGUUUUCUACGAUGAUGUGUCUAGUUUCCAGGGUAUUUCACUUGGUGUGCCACAGGGUAGUAUUUUAGGACCGAUUUCGUUCAUUAUGUACAUAAAUGACAUGAAGCGAGUUUUGCGGUUUUGCGAAAUAAAUUUGUUUGCUGACGGUACUGUUCUGUUCAUUACAGCUAAGCGAUUGGAUGAAGCGGUUGCACAUUUGAACGAAGACCUAGAUUCUUUGGCUCAGUGGUUAAAAUUCAAACAAUUAAAACUGAAUGUCACAAACAGAGCUGCUAAAUGUCACUAUCAACUAGCAACUUUGCACGACGAAGAUUGGAAAGCUUAUGUCACUGGACUGCUGCCAACCAGGCUCUACAAAUUACCAUAUAUCUGCCAUAACUUAUGUCGUUUUCGUUUUUAAAUUGCACUACACCGGUGUAGCGAAAGGUGCACUGAAUCCGUUCGUUUUUACCAAUUGCACUACACCAGUGCUACACUUUUUCUGCACCGAUACCACUGGUGUAGCACUCAUCAAAAGUUUGGUGUAGCUCUGUGCAAUGAAAUCGUUUAUUGUAGUCAAUGGUUACUGUUUAUGUUUUCGUCAUUUUUGUUCGUUUAUUCAUGCCUCAGUGUAGCACUGCACCGGUGUAGUGCAAAUUAAAAACGAAAACGCCAUUAAAUUCUCUUGAUAUUACACUCACCAGGACUCUCAUUGAUUGCCGUUGCGAUUGAUAUUAUCUUCAUUUCUCCUGUCACUGAUCGGUCGGAUCGGCCUAAUGCGGAUAGCCGUUUACAGUUGACGAUGAUUUUAGUCAAACUGUCAAGGUCAUAUGACAUGACUGACAAUUUGGAGCUCUGGUCACAAAAACUAAAUAUAUGAUUAUAAUAUAUGAUAUGAUUCCUUAAGCACUGAAGAUGAAGCCAAUAUGUUGAAAUUGAUGGAGAGAUUAUUGAUCGCGUUAGAGAGUUGAAGUAUCUUGGAGUCAUAAUUGAUGAAAAGCUAACAUUCAAAUCGCGCGUUAACUACGUCAUCAAGAAGGUUGCCAAAAAGUAUGGUGUACUAAAAUGAUUUAACGACCAGUAGUAAAAUUCUCCUGUAUAAAUCAAUAAACUCUCCUCACAUUAACUUCUGCUCAUCGAUUCUUUUCCUUGCUAAUAUUCUAUUGUAUGAAACAGAGAGUAAAUUAUUUUAAUUUAAAUUAUUAUUAAAGUAGGUGAUAAGCGAUUAUAAAUACACUUUCCUACUCAAUACUUGAUCGGAGAAAUAGGUAUAAAGCGAGAAGACUAGUGUUUGAUGGACAGAGAAGAUGUUUGGACGUAAGGUAUCGGUCGGGUGACGGCCAGGAUGUAGACCAUGUUCUAUGUACGUUCUACUAUGUCUGACUGGCGUUUUAGAGUGACUAAAACAAGAUUCAGAGUGGCGAAAUGGUAGCGCGUAUGCACGGAAUGCAUAAGAACGCAGGCUCGAGUCCUGUCUCUGAGCGUAUCUUUUUCCAAUAAAUCAUCUUUUCUUUUAGUUUUUCAUUCCUUUGGCUUCUCCAAUAUAUGUUUCCGCUCAGUCAUUGCAAAAACUGAAUUAUUUAACAGUUUUCAAAAUCUUAAAUGGAAUGCUGCCUCGAUAUUUGUGUGAUCGGAUUGAAAGAGGAAGUGACUUGCAUAGGUACAAUACUAGAAAUGCGUCUGAUGCGAGAACACCACGGUUUUCUAUCGGUCAGAUCGCAAAAGGCUCAUUAUUGUACAAAGGAAUUAGUUUUUUUUUCAAUUCGAUGCCAGAACGAAUCACGCGAACUGCAACAUUAAGGGAGUUCAAAAAAUUGUUUAUUUCACACGUAAAAUCUGUUCUGUAAUUAGAUCUUAAAGAAAUCAGUGCAAUUUGAUUUUUUCGAAAAUUGUGUAGCAUGACGAAGAUUGUAUUUAUUUUAUUUUUGUUUAUUAUUCUAUUAAGACGCAUUAUCAGGAAUCAGGAAUCAGAACAAAUUGGCUCAAAUGGCACGUUCCCCUUGAUAUUUGGAGAUUUGUGCCUUGCCAUCAAUUUGUUUUUAGCAUCAUUUUCCCGAUAUAUAAGAGGGAAGGAUUGAAAGGAAAUGGUAAGGGUUGGACUAGGAGGAUGGGAAAAAUUGACGACACAAAAACACAUAAAAGCAGAAGUAAAUUCUGCACCCCUAAGGGAUGCCGAACAAUCUGCUGAGGAUCACAUUUAGUGGAAGCAGAAGUAAAUUCUGAACCUCUACGAGGUCCCGAACAGUCUGCUGUUAAUAAAACCUCCAACCCCCGAGAGGAUUUAGAGAUCUUACAAAAGCGACACCAUUCUGAACUCCCGGAAGAAUGCAGAACGAUUCGCAGUAUGUACGAGCAGAAGUAAAUUCGGCACCCCCUAAAGGAUGCCAAACAAUCCGCUAAACCCUAUUUAAGGUGAAUACAUUCACUCCAGGAAGAACGAUGAACCCUUCUGACUAUAGCUCCUUACCACAUUGGGUGAGAAACGAGAGAAUAUCCUUCAAUUUUAGCUCCGCAUACACAGACUCAACCAUGUAUGGAGAACCAAAAACCCGGAUACGUAUCUGCGUCAAUGCGGAACAGUUACAUAUCAGAUGAUAUGAAGUACCAUAAUCGCAUUCACACAAAUCACACGAAUAAUACUCAGCACGUUGAAUAGUAGCCAUGUGAUAAUUGAGUUUGCAAUGUCCAGUCAGAGCUCUGACCAGAAUACUGCAAUGUUGCUUGGAGAAAUGCAGUAGACACUUUGACAUUUUCAGAUUUAAAUCUGGUAGAAAUGCUUUUGUCUGAGCGCAAGUUUGCAAGCUGCGCCAGUAGCUGGCAUGUUUGGAUGCAGCCCAAGAACGAAUCUUGUGCUUUAUCCAACUAGUUGAAAGUGGUAAAGCUGGUUCAGGACCAACGAAAUCAUUCGUUGCACCAGCUCUAGCCAACUCAUCAGCCCAUUCAUUUCCAGUAAUACCAGAAUGGCCGGGUACCCAUAAGAAGUAAACAGCAUUUGAAAUGCUGAGGUCUUCAAUUUGAGUUCGACAUGCGAUCACUAGAUUCGACCGUGAGUCAUUCGAACUGAGUGCUUUUAAGGCUGCCUGACUGUCGGAACAAAAAUAAAUUCGUUUACCACAGAUCCUCUGCUGAAGUGCCGAUUGUACUCCACACAGAAUCGCGUAGAUUUCUGCUUGGAACACAGUACAGUAUCUACCGAGUGAAUGAGACUGCUCCAGCCUCAUUUCACGACAGUAGACACCAGCACCAGCACGACCAUUCAACAGAGAACCGUCCGUAUAACAAACUAUGUGUUCAUCAAGUUGUCGUUCCAGACAACCAGACAACCAUUCCUCACGAAGAGGAUAGCUCACAUGGAAUGUUUUGAAAGGAAAACUGCAUGUGAGAGUUAGGUCACUAGGAGCGAGUAAAUACUCAUCCCACGGAACCAUUUGAGACCACAAGCGAGUGUGGCUGGUAGCAUAAUCUAAUGGGUUACUGUUUCAAAGCCCUGUAACCUUAAGACGGUAUGCACAAGAUAAUGCUUCUUGUUUUAGGAACACAUGUAGUGGUUUAAUGCACAGUAGCGCCUCUAGAGCAGCAGUAGGAGUUGUCGUGAAUGCUCCUGUCAUCGCCAUUAGGACCAUCCUUUGGAGAUGAUUUAGCUUUGACUGAACUGUUGCGACUUCUCCUUUCUGCCACCAUACAAGACAUCCAUAUGCUAAAAUUGGUCUAACAAUAGUUGUGUAGAUCCAAUGAAUAUAUCUGGGUUUGAGUCCCCAUGAUUUUCCAAAAGCUCGUCUGCAUUGGCCGAAAGCCAUACAAGCUUACUUAAUCCUGAAGUCAAUGUGAGCAGACCAAUUCAGUUUUGAGUCAAGAAUAACCCCGACGUAUUUAACUUGAUCGACCACAGUGACCCCUGAACCGAAGAACUGUAACGGACGAGCUCCUGUGAUUAUCCUACGAUGAGUGAAAAGCACCAUUGAUGGUUUGCCCGGAUUUACAGACAAUCCAACCUGACAACACCAUUGUUCAACAGAUCGCAGGGCUUGCUGCAUUAAAUCAAAGAGAGUGUUAAUGCUUAUACCGGUCAUCAAUAUAUGAUAAUCGUCGGCAAAACCAUAAGUCGGAAAUCCAAGGUUAUUAAGUUUCCUUAACAAACCAUCAGCGACUAGGUUCCAUAAAAGUGGGGAUAGUACACCACCUUGAGGACACCCACAGACACUCAGCUUUCUAAUCUCUGCUUGCCGAAGCGAUGAACAAAGAAGUCGAUUGCUAAGCAUUGCGUGUAUCCAAUUUGUGAUACUUGAAGGUAUGCCAUGACCACGGGCUGCUUCCAGAAUUGAAUUGAAAGACACGUUAUCAAAGGCACCUUCAAUAUCUAGGAAAACUCCCAAGCAAGAUUGCUUUUGUGAGAAAGCUUUUUCAAUGCUGUACACAACAUCAUGUAACAGGGUUGUAGUGGACUUUCCACGCUGGUAAGCAUGUUGCAUUCCAUGUAGCGGUUGCACGCCCAGACUAACAUUCCUGAUAUAGUGAUCGACUAUGCGUUCCACUGUUUUAAGAAGAAAUGAGCUAAGACUGAUAGGCCUGAAACUCUUCGCUUCCUCAUAAGUGUCGCGACCGCCUUUGGGAAUAAAUUUGACAAUUAUUUCCUGCCAGACUCUUGGAAUAUAUCCAGUCGCAAGACUAAAAGUAAGUAUUUUCUUCAAAACAUGUUUGAAAUGUUCAUACCCUUUCUGCAGUAACACUGGGAAAACUCCAUCCUUUCCAGGAGAUUUGUACGGAGCAAAACUCUCAACUGCCCAUUUGACCGAUUCAAUCGUCACAACGCUUCGAGCAAGGGCCCAAGAAUCGUAACUACCUGAAAAAGUCUCGGGAAGAGCUGUCGGUGAUGGAUCCAUACAUCCUGGAAAGUGAGUGUUAAAAAGGCAGUGAAGUACAUCACUUUCAUCAGACAAGUGUUCACCAUCUGAAGUUCUUAAGAAACUGACAUUAAAGUCCUUAGACUUCGAAAGUAACUUAUUUAAUCUGCUAGCCUCGUUGAGACUAGAGACAUUUGUGCAGAGGCUUUUCCAACCACUUCGCUCAGACGAUCGAAGAGCAUUUUUGUAAGCCCUUCGAGCCAACACGAAUGCCUCCGACCCAUCUCUGCGUCGGUGGUUCCAAGCUCUUCUGCAUAGUUUCCUUAGUCUAGCAAGUUCAGCAUUCCACCAAGGAGUUCCUCUAGUAGCUCGCACAAUCCGAAGUGGACAAGCCUCUUCAUAUGCUGCAACUAUGAGUGAAUUUGUCUCGUCGACAACAUUUUCCAAAUCAAUUGGGGUUUCAAUUGUUGGUUGGUACCCGUAAAAUCUAGUCGCCAAGCCCUCUUCAUAGAGGUCCCAGUUUGUAGAUUUGGGAUUACGAUAUGUGACAAUAUCAAAUUUAACGUUUGAAUGAUCAAAGAAUAUGUACUUAUGAUCAGACAACGAAGGUUCGAGCUCAUCGGAGACGAGCCAAUUCACCAACUCAUGCGCAAUUCUAUCAGAGCAGAGAGUUACGUCCAAAACCUCCUCUCUUCCAGAUCUCGCAAAAGUUGGGCGGUUUCCUGCAUUGACUAUGUGCAGGUUUGUACUGCUCACGAAUUCCAUCAUAUCAGAGCCUCUCGAAUUUAUAUCUGUGCUGCCCCAAACGAUAUGGUGAGCAUUUAUGUCACUGCCGAUUACAAGCGGUAAAUCACUCUUGCAGCAGUAUGAUACAACCUUUUUGAAGUCAUCGCUUGGCGAAGGUUGGUUAUGCGGUAAAUAUGCCGAACAAUAGACAUAUUUCCUGUCUAUGCCAUCAAUAGUCAUACCAACUGUGACAGCACAAAUAUCCCGAGUUGUGAGCUCCGAUAUGAGAGAGACAUCGAGAGCACUAUUUGCAAGUAUGCAUGCUCGAGGCAUUUCACGUGGAUUAGUCAUACCGAUCUUGUUGAAGGCAACAAAGACUGGGUUUAACAAUUUUCCAACGUAGAAGUUUCCCUUUUGGAAAUAUGGUUCUUGAACCAAAGCUAUAGAAGCUUUACCUUCUUGAAGAAGUCUGGAUAGAUUCAUAGUUGCUGUACGUUUAUGCUGAAGAUUGAUUUGUGCCACUCUAACCAUUAUAAAUUAGAGUAACGAACAUUCCACCUCCAGCACCAACCGUACAACAACUACAAGAAACCAAAUAUAUUGGCUUAUAAUCGCCUAUAGCGAACCAUGUAAGGAUUUUUUUAAAUGUUAUUAUCAUUUAAAUCCCACGAGUUGCGAAGAAAGAAGUCGUCCACUGUGCCAGAGCUUCGCUUAACACAGUAAGGGAACAUCCCAAGAUAUUCCGUUCACGACUGCAUUGUUUAACCUCCUGCAGCCAUUCAGCCAUCGGCACGGAAAUACACCUUGGCUUAGGAGUUCCUAUUUUUGUGGCCUUUUACGACAUGGAACAGGAAACCAGUGGAUCAAUUCUUGGUAAAAAAAAUAAUUCCGCCGGAUGCCACACGGCUUACCUGUUUGGUGGACUUAUACCACCGGUACAGGUGGACCGUAGCGUUAUUCUUAGCCAGUUGGGAAACCGACACUACACGGCUAUCUAGGCUGCUCAGAGAGGGAAGUUGACAUUGAUGGUCAACUUCCAUGGAUGGCCGAGCAGCCGGCAUUAAGUUGUUAUGUUCUGUAUGAUGAUGAGGAUGGAUUUUGAAUUGUUUGUUUCAGAGUUAAAAAAUAUAAGUUGUCUACAAAAGUAUGAGCCUUGCGCGCUCAAAGCAGGUAGAGGCAAUCUGGAAUUUGAAUAUGACUGGAACUGGAUAUGUUCUGUGUGGAAAGUUCGAAUCUUGACUUUGUUAGAUUUUAUUAAUGAUUUGUUGAUUGUAUUUCGGAAACUAAUCGGGAUCGGGCUUGGCUCUGCUCAACCGCAGUCUCGUUACUCCAUCGUAGCUGAUGUUUUUAUAGCGGUAAACUGGUCCGGCGGGAAGGGCCUGGUGAAUGACUGUCUGAUACUGAUAAUGAUAUCGGGUUCGAUUCUUUGUUAAAGGAUCUUCCCGGGUAGGAAAUUUUUUUGAAUAACCCUGGAUACCGGAACCGGAAAUAUUUUAAUGUUUUCUUGUUCUCAGUUGUACUUUAGAAGGAGAAUCUAUACCUGCUGCAUUAACCAGAUCGUUUUAUAUUUAGUUAACUGGUUAAAAUUUGUGAUGUAAUAUUUAUUAUCAUCUAGAUAAAUCAUUCAGCGCACACCUUUGUAUAGGGGUAUGAGGCAAGACCAUCAUCAUCAUCAUGGCUAUUCUUCGCUAGUCACUCAAGAUACCAAUACUUCGUAAGUCACCAUCUACUUCAUUCGAUCCUUAUUUUACUUUCAAAAUUCAAAAACUCACUGGAUAUGUUGCAAGAUUGUUUAGUACUAAUCUGAUUUGUUAUUUACACCAUAACAAAUAUCGUCAUAGUUACGGCGCAUCUAGCGAUUUGGCGCGGAGUCGCGUUCAAAUAAUAUAUCAAAAUCAAUAACUAUUCUAGAUAGAAUCAGUUUCGGAUCCCCACGCCCCCUAUGACGAAACCCUAAGUCACUAUUUAAAUUCUAGGAAUCUAUGACUUGUGGGUGGAUUGUGAUAUGACAGAAUUAUUGCGUACGUUUAUUGCUAGCACCGGCAGUUGUUAUUACCAUUUCGACAGGAUGACCCUUCUUUAGUCAACGCAAAUCACUACAAAAAUCUUACAGUAAGAUUUAGUAUAGCAAAAAACAAGUAAUCGUAGUCUCUCAAUAUAUCCUAACUAAUAGACUUCUGAAGUACGAAUCAAUGCAAGAUCUUUUCGUUUAAUUUGAAGCAAACUCUAUUUUAAUUAUGAAGUUUGAUGAUUCAAUAAUCAAGUAGAAUAGUAAGAUCGCUAAAAAAUGGAAGUUAUAAAUGUUAACUGAAUUGUGAUAUUUAAUAAACAAAAAAAAAACAAGUGAUUCGAAUUACGAGUAGUUGCGAGAAACAACAGAUCAACACGUGUGCAACAAAGUAAAUAACAAAUGAAUUGGAAUACAAAUUCAGAUCAGUGGAAACAUACACCUCGGACUUAGUGUCAUUUAUUCAAUUGAUGGAGAUCAAAAUAAUAGAUUAUAAACUGUAGAAAACAAUUGUUUUGUUAGCUAUAUCUAGUUUGAUACUCUCAGCUUUCCGUUUCGUUUGAUGAUCAAAUUCAGAAUUUACUUGCUCCAUGAGAUAUUUCUAUUGUUUCCGAAUGUGUAUUGUGAGAAAGCAACAUAUCUCGAGCAGAUAUUUUUGACACGCAUUGAGUUUUUACCAUUUGCGUUCGGGUGUAUGUUGUUCCAUAAGGUUGAGAAAAUCGAAAAACAAAGAAACAUUUUAUGCUAAGCGGCACGAGUUUAACAGAACAGAUGUACUCUUUUUAAUAGCUGACAGAGCAGAAACAGUAGUUAAAAUAGUAAAAUCAAAAAUCCCGUCGAGUGGUUUCAUCGUAAAAUCUUCGAACUCAUCAGUAUAUUGUGACCUGGACUGUGACAAAUUAUUCAUAUUUAAAUUUCAUCGUACUCGUUGUCGUUGCAAAACACUUUUUUUAGCCCUCUUCAGAAGUUACAACACUAUUCCUGGUUAAUCGCAUGCCUAUAAUCGAACUGAUGCGAAAUAGUUAGUAGACCCCGCAUGUCCUGUGUUGUCACAACUCGGUGGUAUUGCGCUCCGUCAACGAGAAGCAGCUGAGGGAAAUACUAAAUUUUCCUCGCUACGAUGGACAUGGAAGAAAUAAAACACAAAUCGACAGUGUGCAAGAUUAUCGAAUACUUAUUGGUCCGAGUGCUUACCAAUUUAUGAUAUGUAUAGAGUAGAGGUGAGAUUGUUGGAGCUAUGAGCGAAUAAAAUGCUAAUUUGCGAACAAGUAUGUGAUUGAAUGUAAAAAAAUAAUACAGCUGAGCUUGGCUUGGUGAUCAUUGUUUAUGUAACUCAAAGCAUCCGAAACGUGUACCAUUCUUUUGGUCCCAUCAUCAGAUUGAUACACAUUUCCGGGCUUUGUGGUAUUGAAGAUAACGAUUGUAAUGAAUAUAUAAUACAUUAUUUAACGUAACUGUAGCGUAGCUAAAGCGAAGAUAAAUUAAUAUGAUCGAAUAAAACCAUACAUAAUAAUA